UUGGGCUUUUCUCUCUAGCAGAACCCUGUGUGUGUGCAGAGGGUAACAUCUGCUCCCUGCUCGGCAGGAAGGAAGAGCUGUGGGGACCAGCAGCACCCGCCUGGAAGGUUUUCCUGGGGUCCCGCAGCGAGACGUGUGCCCGUGCAGAUCCGUAUGCGAACAGCACUGCGGGUUACUGGGGCAGGGAGAUGGAAAGGAGAAGUCGGGCUUGGUUUGCAGUGCUGGAAGAGUGAAGCAGAAAUCAGAGGCUGAGAGUUGAAGAUGGCAGAGCCAGAAAGCACAGUCAUAAACACCAAUGUAAAACAGAAAGACCCCAGCACAGCACUGGUCAUUGCUGUGACCACCAGAGCCAUCUUCAACCUGGAGGAGGAGCACAAGCUCUACCUGGAGAAGGGCAAGGAGGAGUACACAAGGCACCAGCAGGUCAACCAGGACAAGCCCCUGCCACCAGGAACAGCCUUUGCCUUCAUCCAGGCAGUGCAGUAUGUUAACAAGAAGAUCCUGGAGAGCAACCCAGCAGAGAGGGACCUCUUUGACAUCCUGGUGCUCUCCAACAACAGCCCAGAGAGCGGCGUGCGCAUCAUCAGCAGCGCCAAGCACUACGGCCUGGAGAUCUCCAAGUUCUGCUUCGUCAGUGAUGAGGACUCCACACAGUACCUGAAGUCCCACGGCGUCAAGCUGUUCCUCUCAGCUGACAGGACAGACGUCUGCAACGCCCUCCGGAGAGGGGUCUCAGCAGCGCUUGUCUUCCAGCAAGAGGUGCAGGCCCCCAGCACUCCACUCCGCGUGGUGUUUGACGGGGAUGCCGUGCUCUUCUCCAGCGAGACAGACCAGAUCUUCCAGGAGCAGGGCCUGGAGGGGGCAGUGCAGUACGAGCAGGCGAUGGAAGCCAUCCCCAUAGGAGAGGGUCCCCUGAAGUCUUUUGCCAUGCACCUCGGGAAGAUGCGUAAGAAGUUCGGCCAGGAAAAAUCCCCCAUCCGCACCUACCUGGUGACAGCGCGCAGCGGCCGGGACAUGGGCAUCCGAGCCAUCAAGACACUCCGGGAAUGGGGUCUGCCCAUUGACGAGGCUUUCUUCAUGGAUGGGGCUCCCAAGGGUCCCAUCCUCGCCCAGAUCCAGCCUCACAUUUUCUUUGAUGAUGGGCUUCAUAAUAUCCAAGGGGCUCAAAAUGUGGGGGUACCCUCUGCCUGGGUCCCAUCCUGCUGCUGAUGGGCCGCAGGCCAGCAGUCCUCUCUCCCAGCAACACAGGGGACUAGGUCAGUUGGAGGCAAAUCUUCUGGUGGAGAAGGAAAGAUCUCCUAAGAUGCAUCAAGCAAAUCUCAGGGAAAUGGGAUGAGAGCAUGGACUCCCGUGCAAAGCUUGAUGUGUAUUUCUGCUCCUGAUAAGAGGUCCUCUACAUCUUAGGAUAAUGCCAAAAGACACAACUGUUCCAGGACGGGAGGACACCUUUGCUGUGACACUGGGUUCUACACCUACUGCUAUGUAGGACCUGGGGACUUUUCUCAAAGAAGUAAUUGAAGCUAAUGCCACAUACAUGAGCUGAAGGAAGCAAGAAAAAAUGCUAGUUUUGGCUGUGCUCAGGCAGUCUCCAAGAUGGAGCAACACAGGAAGGACAUCAGCCUGCUGAGCCAAAUCCAGAGGAGGCCAACCAAGAUGAUUAAAGGGAUAGAGCACUUCUCCUGUGA
Cyanistes caeruleus (blue tit) is the source of this 1685-nucleotide messenger RNA. The record is from RefSeq and is a predicted model, not a curated record. NCBI's taxonomy places the organism in Eukaryota, Metazoa, Chordata, Aves, Passeriformes, Paridae.